Molecule: messenger RNA, 3273 nt
Organism: Rubroshorea leprosula
Lineage: Eukaryota; Viridiplantae; Streptophyta; Magnoliopsida; Malvales; Dipterocarpaceae
Source: the annotation of a GenBank genome assembly
GUUGGUUGCUUUAUGUUACUAACCUUUUGCAUUUGGCAUGGGAGUACUAGGUGAGCCCCUUCCUGCUGUGUAAGUAGGUUUGUUUGUGGAUGAUAUAUUUGUUGAGCGCUUUACAUGCUUUAUUUGAUUGCUGUGGGAUAUAUGUUGCUAUUUUGUUGCCAUUGUGCAGGUUAUUGGAGUGUCAUGCCCUUUGCACACACUCACCUUCAUUUUGCAUUAGGUCCGUGUCGGAGGUGAACCCGACCUUUAGUCUGGAAUCCUUACGAAUCUGGCUUGGAAGAGCAAUUCUUCCCGCUUUGAGGAGUAAGAUCAGUUCUCGUUAGGUUGUUUCCAUUGGUUAAUACGACACUUGAUGAUAUAAUAUCAUUCUGUGUAUUAGCUUUUGGAAAUAUCUCCCGUUGAUUCCAAAAGGAUAAAUGGUUGAGAAGGCCUAAUGCCCUUUAGGAAAACAUGUAUUGGCUUUAAAGAGAUACCAACCCUAGGACAUGUUUCCUUAGCAUCCCACCCGUGAGGUAAAAAGGUCUUCUAAUCAUAGCUCCAAGGCGAAAGUUCUUCAAAAAGCGACAUUCUCCAUAUUUGCUCAGAUCUAGAGUAAUCAAAAUGUCUGAGGAAAAUGCUGUUACUAAUCCAGAGAAAUCAGCCGUGGAUGAGAGGGUUGAUAAGUUGGAAGCUACAAUGCAAACUAUGGCUGCUACUCUUCAGACUAUCAGUCUCACUUUGUCCACUCUGGCUACUGGUUCGGUUCCUUCACCUCCAUCCUUAGUGCCCACAACACCAGCUCCACCCAUCCUUAUUCCAUCAUCUACCAUAUCACCGGGUAAUCGUGCUAAAGAUCCCAUGGUCACACAAUUGCAAUUUCCAUCUAUCUAUGAGAAUCAACCUUUAAUGGGGGAGUCAUCUUCACAUGUGCCACAAAUCCCAUCUCUGUCACACCCGCCACUUGAGGUGAAUGACCCUACCUUGCCUGCAACCACACCUUUUGCUCUUAACAUACCACCUUCGAUGGGACAAGUACCAACUUUUCAGCCUACUCCUUCAAUUGAGAUAUUCAGGCCUACUUUGGAGAUUGGGAAAUCAAAGGAGGUCGAUCACAAGCUACAACAAUUAGAAGAGGCUUUGAAGGCUAUGCAAGGGCCACAAGCUUAUGGUUCCAUUGAUUUGGAUGAUCUUUGCUACUAUCCGGGAAUUCAGACAAAUUUCAAGUUCAAGCAGCCGGAUUUUGACAAGUAUGAUGGCUCAGGUUGUCCUUAUGCCCACCUGCAGAUGUAUGCCAGAAAGAUGGCACCUUAUGCUAAUGAUGAGAGGGUACUCAUUCAUUAUUUUCAAGAUAGUCUCUCAGGCCCAGCAAGUGUUUGGUUUUCAACUCUUGACAAGAAGAAGAUUCGUACUUUCAAGGAUGUGUCUCAAGCUUUCAUGAGGCAGUAUGAGUAUAAUAUGAGUUUGGCCCCUACAAGGGAUAGCUUACAGAGAAUUACCAAGAAGAGUAAUGAGACCUUCAAGGAAUUUGCUCAACGGUGGAGAUCCGAAGCAGCUAAGGUCAUUCCACCUCUCACCGACAGUGAAAUCUGCUCUCUCUUUAUCAAGUCGACUACCGGGACCUUCCGUGCAUGGUUAGCUCCUUGUGUGGGAUAUACUUUUGCUCAGCUAGUGACAGCGGGUGAACAAAUUGAAGAUGGACUUAAGACAGGUAUAAUUAUGGACUUUCAAGCCAUCCAGAAACAGUUAGAACAAGUCAAAAUGGGUAAUGUCGGAUCAACUUCAAAGAAGUUUACACCCGGAGGAAGAAAAGAGGAUGAAGAAGCUCUGAGUCAUAUUUCCACUUGUCAUGCAAAACCAGUUUAUAAUGUGGCAAAGAUUCCUCAUGAUCGGCAGCCUCAAUUGCAAUACACUCCAGCCUUUAAGCCGACCCCCUACUCUCAAAGGAGGCCAAACUUUAAUGCUCAUGCUCCAGUUAGGCAACAAUUUCUAUUGACUAAUAGGCCAAGGCAAUUCACCAAGCUUCCAAUCCCUUACAGUGAGGUGUUGAAACAAUUGGUGGCAGUGGGUUUGGUGGAGACAUUGCAAACGUACCCUAUUCGACCACCUUAUCCGCAUUGGUAUGAUCUACAAGCUAAAUGUGAAUAUCACAAUGUAGUGGGUCAUAGUACUGAACAUUGUACAGCUUUGAAGCAUAAAAUUCAAGAUCUCAUCGAUGAGGGUAAACUUCAGCUUGAUGCUAAGGAUGCUCCAAACAUCACCCAAAAUCCUUUACCUUCGCAUGAUGCAGACACAAUGAAUAUGGUCACCUUUGAUGAGGUUGAAAAGCCGGUGUUGGAGAAUGUCGGUUCUUGGUCUCUUGAUGAAUUGUUUGCCAUCUUGAUAGAAUAUGAUUUGAUUCAGCCAAUUGCGCAAAUGAGCUUGAAUGUUUCACCCAUAAUGAUUGAUGACGCCUUGGUGUGUCCCUACCACUCCAAUAUGAAGGGGCAUGCUUUGCGAGAUUGUGAAGAUUUUCAAAAAAAGGUUAAGGAGUUGCAAGCAAUGGGAUCUUUGAAGUUUAUGUCUGCUCAAGAGUCAGAAAAAUGCAUAGCACAGUUUAAGGAAGUGGCUGUGGAUGAUAGCACUGAUGAAAUCUGUUCCGAUGAUGAGGAAGACUAUUUUGGCCUCAACAACCUUUUUGGGUCAGCUAACAUGACAGAUCCUAAGGAAAGGUGGAGGAGGAUGCUUGCUGAAAGGGCAUUUAUGGAAAAGCACCCCAACUUCCAACUCAUUCAUCAUGCAAAAGCUCCAAUGGAUCCACACGAGUCUGUGCUCCUUGAAACAGUGAAAGAAGAAUCACUAUGUGACUCAUGGGGAAAUUUGACUAUAAAUGCUCUAGAUGAGGAAGGACUGGAAUUUGAUAGGGGAAUUUCUCUGGUCAAUGGAAGCUCUCAAGCUAAUUGGGCAGCGGAACUUCUCCCUCAACGAAUGGCAGCAACUUACAACAAGAAGGUCAGACCUAGAGUAUUCCAUCAAGGAGAUCCUGUCUUAAGGAAGAUCAUGCCAAAUGAAAGGGACCCUAGGGGCAAAUUUGCAUCAAACUAUGAAGGGCCCUAUGUUGUUAAAGAAGCUUUCUUCGGAGGAGCACUCUUGUUGAAAUAUCCAGAUGUAACUGAUUAUCAUCACCCAGUGAAUGCUGAUGCUGUCAAAAUGUUUCCUUGACUUAGAAAGUUGGAAAUCUAAUGAUGAAAGGCAUUGUUUCUUUACCUUAAACAGUUGAACAUUGCCCUUUGCUUACCCCUUUUGAGCCAGAAAAAG